This is a messenger RNA of Pungitius pungitius (ninespine stickleback), 3274 nucleotides long. RefSeq names its product mitogen-activated protein kinase kinase 6 (gene map2k6). The record is from RefSeq and is a predicted model, not a curated record. Gene Ontology annotation, biological process: protein phosphorylation; MAPK cascade. The transcript is spliced from 12 exons. Bases 285 to 1352 code for a protein of 355 amino acids. Gene Ontology annotation, molecular function: ATP binding; MAP kinase kinase activity. NCBI's taxonomy places the organism in Eukaryota, Metazoa, Chordata, Actinopteri, Perciformes, Gasterosteidae.
AAUCAGCUUACACAUGCUUCCGCGGACUACUUUUCCCGUGAGCCUUUGCGCGCCGAGCAGGAAGGAGCUCACACUGAUCCCAGCCGCGGCCCGUCAUGUAGCUUCUGCGGACGCAUUCUUUGCGCUGCAUUUGCAGAAUUACGCGAUUCCCGUUGCUGGGGGGGCGCGCGUGCACCGACCCGCGCGCUCCGGACGCAGGAAGCCUGCGCGUGCAUGAAGAAUCGAGGCUCGUCCAUUUGUUUGGCGCAUCUUUUGUUUGCAAAGCUCGAGCCUGCUCCGCGGCGAUGGAGGGAGGGAGCGAGAGGGAAGGCAAAGUCUCCUGUGCAGCCCCCCCCCACCCGAGCAAAGGGGAAAUGUCUCAGCCGAAUCGAGGUAAGAGGAAGCUGAAGCUCCCCAAGGAGGUGUUUGAGCAGCCCCCCCCCGCCGCAGUACCCCCCAGGGAUUUGGAUUCUAAAGCCUGUGUGACCAUCGGAGAAAAGAACUUCGAGGUGAAGGCCGAUGACCUGGAGCAGAUCUGCGAGCUGGGCCGAGGAGCGUACGGCGUGGUGGACAAGAUGAGGCACGUGCCCAGCGGCCUCAUCAUGGCCGUCAAGCGGAUCAGGGCCACCGUGAACACUCAGGAGCAGAAGAGGCUGCUCAUGGACCUGGACAUCUCCAUGAGGACGGUGGACUGCUUCUACACGGUCACCUUCUACGGAGCGCUCUUCAGAGAGGGCGACGUGUGGAUCUGCAUGGAGCUGAUGGACACUUCCCUCGACAAGUUCUACAAGCAGGUGAUCGAGAAGAGCACGAGCAUCCCCGAGGACAUCCUGGGGAAGAUCGCCGUCUCGAUAGUAAAAGCUCUGGAGCACCUGCACAGCAACCUGCAAGUCAUCCACCGAGACGUGAAGCCGUCCAACGUGCUGAUCAACACGCAGGGUCAGGUGAAGAUGUGCGACUUCGGCAUCAGCGGCUACCUGGUCGACUCCGUGGCCAAAACCAUGGACGCCGGCUGCAAACCCUACAUGGCGCCGGAGAGGAUCAACCCCGAGACGAACCAGAAGGGCUACAGCGUCAAGUCGGACAUCUGGAGUUUAGGGAUCACGAUGAUCGAGCUGGCCAUCCUGCGCUUCCCGUACGACUCGUGGGGGACGCCGUUCCAGCAGCUGAAGCAGGUGGUGGAGGAACCGUCGCCACAACUUCCCGCCGAGCAGUUCUCCCCCGAGUUCGUGGACUUCUCCUCUCUGUGCUUAAAGAAAGUUUCCAAAGAGCGGCCGACGUACACGGAACUCAUGCAUCAUCCCUUCUUCAGCUGCCACGAGGCCAAAGAGACGGACGUGGCGAGCUUCGUGAAGGUCAUCUUAAGGGCCUGAGUCGAGAAGCACCAAUCGCAGCCCCCCCCCCCCAACGUGUAGGGUGGGGGGGGGUCCUUGAAGCUCCGCUCUGGCCCCACGUUUCCCGCCUUUUACUCCAUCGAUGUCGACUGUCUGGACUCCAGGUCGUCGUGGUCAAACUCCGGGUUUUCUUUUCUUUUUUUUCUUUUGGCUGAAAAAAGCCACAGAGAAAAGAUGCAGAUUAUAAAUAUAUAUAAAUAUAUAUAUAUAUUAUCAAAAUGGUUGUAUUCUCAAAGUGUUGCAUUAGCUUAAUUGUUGACUGCAUGUCCAGAAUUUAUCUCUCAGAACCGCACUUCAACUGCUUAGUGUGUGUGUGUGUGUGUGUGUGUGUGUGUGUGUGUGUGUGUGUGUGUGUGUGUGUGUGUGUGUGUGUGUGUACGCAGGGCUUUGUGUUUUUCGGGCGCACACAUUGAUUUCGUUGAUUCUGACUUGAUGAAUCCACCAAACGGGGUUCAGGAGCCCAGUUUACUGUCGGUUGUCAUGGUAACCGUGGUACUUUUUCUCCUGUUUCAGCCGGGUGGAUUUGCAUGAGAUGCUGUUCAUUUGAGUGAUAACAGUUGUGUUCAGAAGCGCAUUUGUCACUAAUCAUGAAACUCAAGUCCCCAUAAAGCCCUGUGGGAUUGUGGGUAGGAAACCGGAUCCUUCCACGAUCCGUCUCGUGUUUUACUCCUUGUGUUAAUCUGCAACUGCAAAUACACAAGUGCAGCUAGACUGCACAGGUAGGGGGGGGGGGGGGGGGGGGGUGAAAUAGAGUGAGUGCGUGUGUCCCCCUUGUGGGAGAAGACCCCCCUUCUUCUAGUCUCUCCUGAGCGAAUCAACGUUCUCCACUGCGUGUUCCACAUGAGAAGAACUGGAUGUUGUUACUAUUAUUGUUAUUAAUAUUCUAUUACUCGUUGUAUUUAUUACUGCUGUUCCUCUCUGACGUGUCAGCGCUUCGACUAACUCCUGUGCCUCUCAGUACAAGCCAAGUGAUGACAUCACAACAGCCCCCCCCCUUCAACCCCACUCUGCAUCGCAAUCCCACUUCCUGUUUGUGUUUCUCCGUGUGGGCGGAGCUUAGCUAUGGGGCACUGACAUCACACCUGUAUAAACGACACUGUCCCCUCCGCAUGACGCCGUGAUGACAUCAUCGCACACUUUAAACCCUUUAAAGGUGAAAUGUAGCCAUCGAGUUUCACUUUUUCUUAUGGAAUCUCCUGGUUGUAAAAGGUGACUUGGGUCAGAGUUUGGGUCAGUGGUGACCUUUCACCCCCAUGUAAAGUAAACUAUUACAGCCUGAAGGGAGAAGCAUCAUCAUUCAGUGAUAUCGUAUGAUACUACAACGUGAACUCCUGGUUUCAGGGGGCCCUUCGCGGUCUUCAUCAUCCUCCCAGAGCUGCACCUUGACCCCCCCCCGACACCCCCUCGCUGCUAACAGCUGACUCGCAUUCACUUUCUAACCCGCUGCACACCUGCAUGAGGAGCUCUUUAGUCCGUGUGGCACUUCCUGUCUGCGAGGCCAUUUGUGUCUCGUGUUGACCUGCCGAGUGACUCCUCUGAUACUUGGGGGGGGCAUUGUUACAUCCCUUAAGGAGACGUGUUGCUGGCGUGAUUAAUAGCGACGAUGUCUUUUUUUUCUUCACCGCCGGCCCGAGCGUCCUGGAGGUCGAGUCCCCGGCCGUGACCUUUGAACCCGCGUAGCUUUGUGUGUCUGUGUGUGUUGCAGGUGGUGAACUGCUGGUGUUUGUUUUUGUUCUGAAUGAGACCCCCCCCCCCCCCCCCCGAUACCAUGGCUACAGCUCCUCAGAGUUCCUCUCUAAAGACUGAUGACUGUUCAUUUAGAGCUAAAUGGAUUUCUAUGAAUAUUUUAAGUCGCUCUGUGCAGCUGUAACGAUUCAAUAAAGAAAAGAGGUAUUUUUACA